ACCUGAUUGGACAUCCACAAUUUUAUCCACUGCAGUAUUUCUAUCAGGACGAUUGUCUACUAGCUGUUCAGGAUAGAUUAGUUUUUGUAUAUGCGUGUGCAUCAUGUUUAAGAUUGAAAAUUUGAUCUUAAAAGUAUAAAAUCCUCUUCUCAGAUAUUUUUGUCUAAACAUGGAUAAGAAACUUCCCUCAACCUCUGAAAUACCGAAACAGAUAUCUAGUGCCGAAAAGACUUCAGAUAAGAUUAUUUUCGUAAAAACUAAGGAAACUGAAAGUUCUUCCUCUUUAAUUACGCAGCUUCAAGGUUCAACAUCUUUAAGUAGAAACGGGGGUAAAAAUGGGGACAGUGACAUUACAGAUAGUAAGGUUAAAGAAGAUCAACCCAAGUUAUCCAGUAAAACAAUAACUGAAACAGAAAUACGUUCAAAGGAUUCACCUAAAGAGAAAACUGUACCUAUUUUAAAAAGUUCUAAUGAUUUUAGUGAAGAUUUAACUAAACAAAAAUCUCAUACAACUACGAUACAGUUCGCGGAAAUUCCAGUGGAUGCUGCUUCAUCGGCUCAAAGAAUUGCUAGAGAAACGAAUGAAAUCAAAACGGAUUUACAAAGAUCUAGUACUGUUCCAGAAAUUAGUUUAAGAAAAGAGCCCGUAGAGGAAACAGAAACUGUUACUACUACGUAUGUAGAUUUAACACAAUUACCUUUAGACGAAACAAGUCAACCGUCUUCGUUAUUAGACUGGAAUUCGGAUAAGCAUUCGUUAUAUCGUAAUAAAACUGAAGUUAGAAGUGUAGGAAAUCUUUCUUUCCAUACAAAAGAAAAAACAGAUUCAGGAAAAGAAGAAUCUUCUUUCAAAAAAUCUUUAAUUCGUGAAAGUGAUCAGGAUAAAGUCGAUGUCAUAAGGACUGAAGACACUUUAAUAUCUAAAAAUUUGCAGUCUUUGUUAGAUAACGAAACAUCAGAAUUUCAAACUGAUAAAUUGGUUAGUGAACAAGUGCCGUCCAAGACUGUGAUUUCUGAUUCUUCACCUUCUCACGUUUGUAUUUCGUUAAAACAAGCUUCGGAUUUGGGGAAAUCUAAGAAUAUUAUUGAAGAAACUAUUUGUACUUUUGAUAAAUCAAAACCAUUGCCUUCUAAAGAUACUGAAAAAUUAUUAACCCAAAAAGAAAGUGAUAAAUUAAGUGAUGCCAAAAAAUCUAUAUCAGACAGUAAUCAGAUAAAUUCAUUUAUUUCACAGCAACAGCAUGAUUUAACAAAAGAUCAAAAACAGCAUGAAUUAGGAACUUCUCACACGCAAGCUAAAGAAGAUACUUUUGAUAAAACAGUACCAAAAGCUGAUUCUGUAAUUACAAAAACAGUUAAACCAGUUUCGAAAACAAUUUCAAGUACGUCUAUCCCUGGGAAAGAUAUUACUGAUAAAAAAGGAAUUGCGAAAGCUGAAGAAAAAAUAAACGCUUUGGAGGAAUCCAUAUCGGAUUCUUUCGCUGUAAAAGAUUUUAAAAUAGAAUCAAAAUCGUCAAUCAAUUUACCCGAAACCAUUCCGCAACCAAAAGAAUCGGAAGUAAAAUCUGAAGAUAAGUCAAAAAAAUCAAUAGAAACAGAUAAAAAAGAAGCGAUUUCAAUAGAAAAAGAAUGUUUUUCUUCACUCGAAACACAAAAAGAAAUUCAAUCAAGUUCUUUGCCUUGCAAAGAGGAAGUCAUUGAAGGGUCACCGUCAAUUCAUAAAGAUAAACAGCCGUCGGAUAAAGAAGUGGCUGCAUUUCAAUUACAAAAAGAUAAGGAUAAAGUAUCAGAUGUAAUUAAAAAAAAUGAGCUGCUUGUUACAAAUGUAGAAGGUAAAAAAGAAAAAUCUGCAGCCGUUAAAGAAGACAAAGAGAAUUUUAUACAGAAACAAAUGCCAUCGAAGAAAGAAAUUGGAAUCGCACAAGCAGAAUCGUCAAUCUCGAAAGAAAAUGAAACUUUCUCAACAGAGGUUUCAAUUUCCAAAAAAAAAGAGAUAUUACAAAACAUGAAAGAUAUAGGAAAAGAUAGAAUAAACGAAGAAAAGUCUGUUUAUGACAAAGAAAAUAUUUAUCCAUCUGCUGUUUCGGAAAAAGAAAAAGAAGAUAAAUCGAAGCAAGGAUAUAAAGAGCAUACAAAUAUUUUACAGGAUAAAGUGGAUGCUACCGCUACAUCUUUCGAAAAAAUGAUCGCAUGUCCUUCGUCAGAAAAAACUGAAAAACAUGAUAAAAAAUUAGAAAUUAAAUCCGAAAUAUGUUCUCAAAAUCACGAACAACAACAAUCAGAAAAAUCAAAAGUACCACAGUUUGAAUAUCAAGAAAUGUCAACAGGUAAAUAUUCUAAAUCCGUUACAGAAGAAACAAAAGCUCAGUCAUUUUUAAAAGAUGAUGCCAAAGCAACAAUAGAAACGGAUAUCAAAACGAAGCAAAAAUUAGAUACAUGUAAGCUUUCAGACUCGACAUCAUUACCAAAAGAAGAAGUAUUCUUAAUAGGUCAAACUGCCGUUCUUGGUACCGAAGAACAUUUAUCACAGUUAAGCAAAGAAAAUCAAAAAGUUCUAUCAAAACCUUCCACCUAUCAAACCACAGCAGAAAAAAUUACUUCUCAAAAAGAAUCAAAACAACCAUUUGAAAUAGUUAAAGAUGAGAAAGAUUUAACACUUUCAAAGAUAGAUCAAUUUUUGAAAGAUGAGAAAACUGAAAAAGAAAAAGUAAUUAGUGAAAAACAGACUGAAAGUAAGAAAAUAUUACCUGAAUCAGAAACCAUUGUCCAAGAACAAUUAGAUCAUAUAAAAGAUUCUUUCGUUUCUGAAGUACAACAGGUAAUUCCUAGUACAGGCAUAAAAUUAGAUAAUGAGAAAGAAACGAAAGUUGCAGAUAAAAAUAAUAAAAAUUUAUUGCAAGAAAUUUAUUCUGCUGAAAUGGAAACAAAAGUUACUGAUAUACCAUUUAGUAUUUCUCAAGAAAAAAAACAAUAUACUAAAGAUGAAUCGCCAAAAGAAAUGUCAAAAAAACAUGAAACAUUUUCUAUUGUUUCUGACGAUAAAGAAAUAGAAUCAUUAAAACCUACAGUCGAUAAAGACGAUCAGACUGAAAAUAAAAACGUUCCUAAUAAGCUCGCAGAGACCAAAACUUUUGUCAUGAACGAAAUGAAAGAAAAUAAAUAUGAAUUUCCUGAAGAGAAGGGAAAAUUGGUGCUGCUUUCAACCGAUUCAAAGGAGAAAGAACUGCCUACAUCCGAUGAUAAACAUAGUAAAUCGGAAUUUACAAAAGAAGUGCCAUUAAUAGCGUCUGUUGUGAAGACUGACGUAAACUUGACAAAAGAAACAGUUAUAGUUAAAGAGAAUCAAAUUUCUGAAUCAAAAGAAAAGCAAGUAUCAAAAGAAAUAGAAUUUCAAAGUUUGCCUUCAAAGUCAAUUCCAGAGAAAGAAAUAAUUUUACCAUGUUUUCGGGAAUCAUCUUUAUUAAAACAUGAUGAUGGAACUGAAGAAAAACAAGUUCCUCCCACAAAAGAAUAUUCAGAAAUAUCCAAAGAUCUGUCAACGGAUAAAAAAAGAAGUGAUUUAGAAAUCUCCUUACAGAAAGAUAGUUCAAAAGCAAUACCUGUUAUUGAUUCCGAUAAACAAAAAGAAAUUAAAGAUUUGCCAAAACAGAAAGAUACGUUAAUAUCUACGUCAAAUGAAAAUGAAAAAAUUUCUUCAAAACUAGUCGAUGAAAAAGAAGUUUCGAAAAAACCUGAAAAGGAAUUGCCUCAAAAAACAGAAUAUAAAGAAGAGAGAAAAUCUCCAUCCAAUAUUUCAGAAGAAGUGCCAUUAGAAAUUGAGAAAUCGAAAGAGGUGAAACCGCUUAAAGAUAUGCUUUCUGAGAUUUCCGAACCUACAAAACAUUCAACUCUAUCACUAAAUAUGUUACAGAAAAAGCCGAUUGAAUCUAAACAAGAAAUUGUAGAUACUUCAAAAAAGUUAGAAACGUCUUCUGAAUCUAAAAAGAUAGCAGAGACUUUAAUUAAAGACUCCGCCGAAAGUUUAAUAUUCUCACAAAAAUUAGAAACUGUAGAUAAAUCGGGUAGUAUAAAAGAUACAAACGAAACAGUAGAAAAACUAAAUGAAAAAGACACGUCUUCUAGUUUCAAAAUUGAAACAAUUUCUGAUGAAUUAAGAACUUUAAAGCCGUUAGCCGAUUCUAUGAAAGAUAAGUUAGAUAAUGAAAUCGAAAGUAAAGAUAAAGAAACUUUACAAACACAGUCACAUAUUUUAAAUGAAAUUAAUCUUAAACAAACAUCACUUAAAUCUGAAAAAGAAACAUUAGACUCUCAAAUCUCUCUCCCCAAAGAUAAACCCGCAUCUCCAAUUCUCUCUCCUAAAGAAAAGACAGAUAAACAAUCACUACCUUUUACAACAGAAGAACCACAUAUACAUACUAUUGAUAAAACGAAAGUAGAAUCGACAAUACAAAUGAAAAGUCAAUCAUCGAAACAGAAACAGAGGCCUCUUCCAACUGUGGGCGUGUCACCAUCCCAUACUAUUUCCAAUAUAGAAUCUGAAAAAAUAAAAGAACCUAGUAAAUCCGUUACAAAUGAAGAUGCACCCGCAGAAAUUUCGCCAACACAGUCCAUUGUAAAUAAACAAUCCAUUUCUGAAUCGAUUAUAAUUGGACCUAAAGAUGUAAAAUCUGUUCCCGAUUCGAAAACGGAUGCUGCUUUAGAUAAAAUGCCUUCGGAGAAACAAAAAGACAAUGAAAUUUUUGUAAAAAGUGCUGCUUAUUUAGAACAAAGUGAAGAAAAGACGGACAGUUCUAAAAUGUCUUCGAUUAAUGGAUUUGUUUCUUCUCUAGUGCCUGAUGAUAAAGAACUUCAAAAAGCCGUCCUUACUAAAACGGGGGAUGCAUUAAACCAAGCCGCGCAACACGAUGUAAAACCCGAUAUUGCUGACGUAAAACCAGAAUUAAAAAGUGAUAUAAAAACAGAAGUGAAAUCCAGGGUAGAAAUAGAUACAAAAGUUGAUGUAAAAUCUAAGAAAGAUGACGUGAAACUUGAUCUAAAACCUGAAAUGAAAACAGACUUCAAAUCCGAAGUGAAAAUAGAAGUGAAGCCCGAUAUAAAGCCUGACGCGAAACCCGAUGUGAAAGAAGUGAAACCUGACAUGAAGCCUGAUGCGAAGGAAGAAGUGAAAUUUGACGUAAAACCUGACGCGAAACCCGAUGUGAAAGAAGGGAAACCAGACGCGAAGGAAGAAGUGAAACCUGAUGUAAAACCUGACGCGAAACCCGAUGUGAAAGAAGUGAAACCUGACAUGAGACCUGACGCGAAGGAAGUAGUGAAACCUGAUGUAAAACCUGAUAUUGACGAUGUAGAAAGUGAUUUAAAAGAAGAAGAAAAAUCUGAAGCGAUAUCCAUCGUACAACCCGAUGUUAAAAGUGAUACGAAACUCGAUGAAAUCGAUACUAUAUCCGAUAUGAAAUCUGAUAUAGAAAGAAAGGUUCUUGAUGAAGAAGUGCCAUUAGACAGAGAGGAGGAACAAGUUCAAGAAAACGAAGUUCAUCUGAAAAUUGAAGUAGAAACUAAAGAAACGGAUGAAAUAGUCUCAGAGAAAGAAGAAAUUAUAGUGACAAAUAUCUCAAUAGAGAGCGAGAGAGAAGAUAAAGAUACGAGUCAAGAUGAAUCCGCUCCGUCGAGUAGGACAGAUGAAAAAUUUGAAACUAUAGAAAAAGACAAAGUUCAUCCUUCUAAGAAAUCAAAAAAGUCCGAAAUUUCAAUAAACAAAGAUGAGAAACGUAGAAGGAGAAGACUUAGAAAGAAAGAAGAGAAGGUCUUUAGUCCGGAAAGAACGGAGAUUUCCAAAGAAAUUGAAAAACCGGUAGAAGAGCAAGAAACGGUUGACAAAACUCCGAAAUCGCCAGUCAAGAAACGAGUCGGAAGAUCACAGAAAAGUUUAACCAGAAAAGAAACUGAUUCUACUCCCGACACCAGUAAGUCUCCGCCUUCUCCGAGUAAACAACCUCUUGGUGGAAGUCAAAAGAUAACUUCUUCUCCUAAAAAGACUCCUUAUUCCAGAAACGGUCUACUUUCUCCUUCCAAGUCUCUCAAAGGAGAUCAGAGAAAAAUUCCUCCUAUUAAAGCGCCUGUGGGAUAUGCUCCUAAUCCAAAUCUUAAAAACGUCAAAUCAAAAAUUGGUUCCUUUGAUAAUAUUCACUACAAACCAAAAGGAGGAGAUAAAAAAGUAAUUACAGUGAAAAAGUUGGAGUGGCACGCAACUUCUAAGAUAGGAUCAUUAGAGAAUGCUAAUUAUAAACCAGGAGGAGGAGAUAAGAAAAUAAUAACCCAGAAAUUGGAAUUUAAGGAUAAGGCACAGCCUAAGCAACCUAUAGAAUCAGGUUCGACUGAGACUCCCGCCGCUCAGGAAGAUACAACUACAACAACACAGGAAACUACCCAGAGUCAAGAUGUUACUGCAUAGAAUAUAGACGAUCCAUAUCCCGAAAUUAAUUUAUUUCCAUUACAGUAACUAAAGGAUACGUAUUCUAGCUGUCGUCUUGCAUAUUUUAAUCAAUGCUACACAUUAGAAAAACUGAAAAUAUAGUUCCUUCAUUUAAUAUAUGUUAAUGUAUUUCUUGGGGAAAGAACGAAUAUUUAUUCACACAUUAAAUGGGUUUCUUUUAUAAAUGCUCAAGUUGAUGAUUUAUUAAAUUUAAUUUGCAAUUUUUCUUGGCUUAAAGUGCCACUUUUGUCGAUGAGAUAUGGCAGAGAUUUGUAACUGACACAAAUUUUACAGUAUCUUAAUAUACAAUCACCUAUUCAUAUACAUUACAUAUAUAUAUUUUACUGAUACAAUCUAAAAGAAAAGCCUUAAAACUUUAUAUAAUACAAUACGUCUUUAUACGGGAUAUUUAAAAAAAAUUGUAUGGGGGAUUGGUAAAUACAAUCAUACUGAACUUUAUAUUAUCUUAAAAGUAUUAUGAAACACAUAUCUAUUGCAUCACUUUCACUUUCUGUCAUAUCUGCAUCUAAAUUUUUAAUAAAAACAAUAAGAAAAAAAUGAAAUUUCGUUCUUUCCACA
This is a messenger RNA of Centruroides sculpturatus (bark scorpion), 7051 nucleotides long. RefSeq names its product microtubule-associated protein 2-like. Bases 170 to 6451 code for a protein of 2093 amino acids. The record is from RefSeq and is a predicted model, not a curated record. NCBI's taxonomy places the organism in Eukaryota, Metazoa, Arthropoda, Arachnida, Scorpiones, Buthidae. The transcript has 8 exons. Gene Ontology annotation, molecular function: tubulin binding.